Molecule: messenger RNA, 1543 nt
Organism: Indicator indicator
Lineage: Eukaryota; Metazoa; Chordata; Aves; Piciformes; Indicatoridae
Gene: MPP1
Product: MAGUK p55 scaffold protein 1
Exons: 12
Coding region: 1-1401 (466 amino acids)
Cellular component (GO): plasma membrane; cell-cell junction
Molecular function (GO): signaling receptor binding
Source: RefSeq, a predicted model, not a curated record
AUGACCCUCAAGUCGGGGCGCAGCGCCAGCGCCGGCAGCAUGCGGACGGCGCUCUCCGACCUCUACCUGGAGCACCUAUUGCAGAACCGGCCCAAGCCCGAGGCCAUCACUCAGUCCCAGAAUGCCCUGACUGAGGACAUUUACACCAACGGCUCCGCGACUCCGGGCAGCCCCUCCCACGGCAGUGGCCGCGAGGUGCGGAAGAUUCGCCUCAUCCAGUUUGAGAAGGUCACAGAGGAGCCCAUGGGAAUCACGCUGAAGCUCAACGACAAGCAGAGCUGCAUGGUAGCCAGGAUCUUCCACGGGGGCAUGAUUCACAGGCAAGGCUCCCUUCAUGUGGGUGAUGAAAUCAUAGAAAUCAAUGGGCAGAGUGUGAGCAACCACUCAGUUGACCAGCUGCAGAAGAUGCUGAAAGAAACCAAGGGGAUGGUCUCAAUAAAAGUCAUUCCCAACCAGCAAAGUCGCCUCCCUGCUCUCCAGAUGUUCAUGAGAGCACAGUUUGACUACGACCCCAAAAAGGACAACCUGAUCCCCUGCAAGGAAGCAGGGCUGAAGUUCCAGAUCGGUGACGUGAUUCAGAUCAUAAACAAGGACGACAGCAACUGGUGGCAGGGCCGGGUGGAGGGCUCCUGCACCGAGUCAGCAGGGCUCAUCCCUUCUCCAGAGCUGCAGGAGUGGCGUGUGGCGAGCGUCACCCAGCCCACUCAGAGCGAAUCUCCCAGCUGUAGCCCCUUUGGGAAGAAGAAGAAGUGCAAAGAUAAAUACCUGGCCAAGCACAGCUCGAUUUUUGACCAGCUGGAUGUGGUUUCAUAUGAAGAGGUAGUGAGGCUGCCUGCUUUCAAGAGGAAGACUCUGGUGCUCAUUGGGGCCAGUGGCGUCGGUCGGAGCCACAUCAAGAAUGCUCUGCUCAGCAGCAACCCAGAGAAGUUCAUGUACCCCCCUCCGUACACCACACGCCCCCAGAAGAAGAACGAGGUGGAUGGGAAGGAUUACUACUUUGUGUCCACUGAGGAGAUGACUCGGGACAUCCUGGCCAACGAGUUCCUGGAGUUUGGAAGCUACCAGGGAAACAUGUUUGGAACCAAGUUUGAAACAGUUCACAAGAUCCACCAGCAGGACAAAGUUGCUAUUUUGGACAUUGAGCCCCAGACCCUGAAGAUCAUCCGCACAGCUGAGCUCUCCCCCUUCAUAGUCUUCAUUGCCCCAACAGACAAAGCUGAGCAGUCAGAGGCUCUGCAGCAGCUCCAGAAGGAUUCGGAGAGCAUCCGGAGCCGAUACGCACACUACUUUGACCUCUCACUGGUCAACAAUGGGGUAGAGGAAAGCCUCCAGCUGCUGCAGGAAGCCUUUGAGCAAGCCUGCAGCUCUCCACAGUGGGUGCCCAUCUCCUGGGUCUACUGAGAGGGCAUCCGACCCCAACCGCUUCCCAUCAACCAUCCUGCAGCCAUGGGGAGAAACCUUCUCUUUAGCUUCCCCUGACCCACACACAGCCCAGCACAACUCCCUUCCUCUGCUGCUCAUGGACAUGGUCUUGGUUGACACA